Messenger RNA from Hemicordylus capensis (graceful crag lizard), 3572 nucleotides. RefSeq names its product semaphorin-3D-like. The coding region runs from base 762 to 3068 and encodes 768 amino acids. Gene Ontology annotation, biological process: axon guidance; negative regulation of axon extension involved in axon guidance; positive regulation of cell migration. The transcript has 21 exons. Gene Ontology annotation, molecular function: chemorepellent activity; semaphorin receptor binding. The record is from RefSeq and is a predicted model, not a curated record. NCBI's taxonomy places the organism in Eukaryota, Metazoa, Chordata, Lepidosauria, Squamata, Cordylidae.
GGGGCUGGGACAGGAUAGAUGGUUUGCUAACCAGCAGCUUCUCCUGGUGUGUUUUUUAUGAAUGGAGGCUGUGUCUGAAUGACAUCAUAGGCUGUUCACUCCACCCACUCUUUGGAGUCUCUUUGUAGUUUUCAGGUGUUUAAAUACCAGGCUUUUUAUGCAGUAGACUGUUGGGUUUGAGAUGGAAUUAUAGUGUGGAAGGCAGCUCAGCAUUCUGUUCUUGAAUUCAUUCCGUUUAUGAACUAAGAGAGCUCUGGACAGGUUUCCUUUCCAUCCUGAUGGUUUUCCAUUCAUGUGCUGGCCUUCUUCAGUUUGCUGUAAUCGCCUACCACAGGAUAAGCCAGUAGAAAAAGUAACACAGUGUCACUUAUCAAGUAUAACUCUCAGCUAAAACCUUUCCAGCAACUACACUGCUUUAUUGGACAAUAUCCUCACAUAGUUCUUCAAGAGAUGCCCUUGAUGUAAUCCCAUCCCGCUCAUACAACAGACACUGCAUAAUGGUAUUACUGGAUCUGCUUCAGACUACAGGGGCAGAAGAUAUGCUUGAGCAGGUUAAGGAUGGGGCAUUUCACAGAGGAAGUACAAGAUGAAGAUUUGAUGGUUGAAUAACAAAGGACUCGCAUGCCAGGACACUGCGGAGGGGUGCUGCAUUCCCUACUGAGGCUACCUCAUUGUGGUGGCUGAUGACUAUACCUGGGGGAAAAUGCAUCUAUGAAUGAUAAUUUAUUUCCGAGACAGGAGUGUUUGGCUGCAGAGAGGGGAUGACCAGCUUGAUGUUCUGCAGAUGUUGCUGCUUCACCACCAACAUAGCCUUGGUGGCUUGGCUUGUUCUGCUGAUUGUGGAAAACUGUGUACCCUGGAAGCAAGGCCUUCCCCGCCUCCGCCUCUCCUAUAAAGAUCUGCUGAGAUCAACCAGCUCCCACCAGUUAUUGGACUCGGAGGAUGACCUGGCAUUCCAGUCACUUCUGGUGGAUGAGAACAGGGCAUGGGUGAUGGCAGGUGCUAAGGACCACAUCUUCUUGCUGCACCUCGACAGCCCCAACAAGGUGCCUCAGAAGAUUUUCUGGCCAGCUGCUAGAGAGCAGAUGGAACACUGCAGACAGGCUGGGAAGAAUCCCGAGACAGAAUGUGCCAACUUCAUCCGCCUCCUCCAGCGAUUCAACAGCAGUCAUGUCUUUGCCUGUGGAACAGGCUCCUAUCAGCCCAUGUGUGCCUUCAUACAGCUCACAACUGGAGUAGAGGAAAAAGAGAUUCCAGCUAUGCAGCUGGUGACCCACUCCAUUGGAUCUGGGAGAGGCAAGUGUCCAUACAGCCCCCACGAGCCUUUCACAGCACUACUCAUAGAUGGGGAGUUUUAUUCCGGCACUUCCAUUGACUUCAUGGGUAGCAGCACCGCAAUCUUCAGGACUCGGCUUGACAGGGCUGAGCAGAAUUACAUCCGGACUGAACAGAACCAAGAUUUUUGGUUAAAUGAACCUGUCUUUGUUGGUGCCUAUGCUAUUCCUGACACCUACAACAAUGAUGAUGAUAAAGUGUACUUUUUUUUCCGGGAGACUGCUGUGGAAGCUGGACAGUGGGAAAGAAAGCACCUCUAUGCCCGGGUGGCUCGUGUCUGCAAGAAUGAUGUUGGUGGAAAGCACAGCCUCAUCAAUCGUUGGAGCACAUUUCUUAAAGCUCGACUGGUCUGCUCUAUCCCAGGUCCACAGGGCACCGAAACUCAUUUUGAUGAUCUGGAAGAUGUCUUCCUCCUUCACACCCGCAAUUUGCAGAACCCCCUUGUUUAUGGUCUCUUCACAGUGUCCAGUGGCAUUUUUAGUGGCUCUGCUGUGUGUGUCUACUCCCUGGCAGCUAUUCGAGCUGCUUUCAAUGGGCCCUUUGCACAUAAGGAAGGCUCAGAUUACCAAUGGGUGGAAUACAAGGGACGGAUCCCCUACCCACGCCCUGGAACAUGUCCCAGUGAAACAUAUGACCCACUCCUCCAGUCAACCAAGGACUUUCCUGAUGAUGUGAUCAGCUUCAUGCGCACCCAUCAUCUGAUGUGGGACCCCGUCUAUCCCCUGCACGGGAAACCAGUUCUGAUGAGAGUCAGUGUGCCCUUCCGGAUCCAGCAGCUUUUGGUGGACAGGGUAGAGACAGAGGCCGGGCAUGUUGAUGUUCUCUUCCUUGGAACAGAUGAAGGCAAAGUGCUGAAGGUGGGGAUUGCUGGCAUAGGAGGCCAAGACCCUCAGGAGAUUAGCCUGGAAGAGAUCACCGUUUCAAAGAUGCCUGCAGCCAUCCUAGAUAUGCAAUUUUCUCUAAAGAGGCAGGAGGUCUUGGUGAGCAGCACUCAUGGCCUGAUCCAGUUCUCCCUGUAUCGCUGUGAGCUCUAUGGCAAGGCCUGUGUCGACUGCUGCCUUGCUAGAGAUCCCUACUGCACCUGGGAUGGAAAGUCCUGCCGGCCCUCCAUCCUCACCAAAAAAAGGCGAGCACAGUGCAAAAACGUACUGAAGGGCAAUCUGAUCAGCCAGUGCCAAGAGGCUGCAAAAGGGAUGCCUAUGGUUGAAGAAAAGGUGAUAUUUGGGGUACAGAACAACUCUACAUUUCUUGAAUGCCUUCCACAUUCUCCCCAGACCACCAUCCGUUGGCUUGUGCAGCACAGCAAUACAGCAGUCCUGGAAGAGAUUGGGAGUGUGGGCCGCUUCUCAGUCCUAGAGCAAGGGCUUCUAAUUAAUCAGCUGACCCAAGAGGAUGCUGGGAUCUACCAGUGCCGAGGAAUGGAAGGCACCUUUUCUCAAAUUAUUAUCCAUUACAGUCUGCGCAUCAUUGGAAACCAGGCCAUGGAGGCUUUAACCGCCAGGCUUAGCAAGAGUUCAGAGGAAGGAGGAAGUCGCCACAGCACAGCCCCCAUGUUAGAGCUGCCAUUUCAUUACAAAGGCUACUCAUGGGCCCUGGGAGCACCUGGUGCCAACCUGGACGAGUUCUGCAAUGCUCUCCAGCAGAGGAAGAGGCAGCGGCAAAAGGUCUGGAAUGAGAAGUGGCAGCAGCAUCCCUCGGAAAGCAAGAAAGGCAGAGUGCGUAGGCAGCCUUGACUCCUAUAGCCAAGUAGUGAUGGCUUCUUCAUCUAGACUGCCGGUGGAUGCAAGAUGCACAGCUGAACUAGCCAGGCACAGAUUCUGGGCCCUUUCAACAAGUCUGUAUGCUAGGGCCUCCAGGUUCUUCCUGGUACAAAGCUCAAGAGAAACCGGUUUGCCCUGCUCCUCAAGAUGCUGCUCUGGAUUUUGCCACAUCUCUCACCUUGGGUACCUGAGAAAAGUAUAGACUAUCCAAGUGGAUAGAAAGCCCAACACUGCUGCCUAAUUAAUCUAGUGGAAUUCCAUUCCCAAGUUCAGGCCAGACAGACUGAUUUGUCUGGUCUGCUUUGCAGUGAGACCAUUGCGCGCUACAGAUUGCACAAGUGAACGGUUAGCUCAUUACACAUACUAUGAAAUACUCUUUUUGUACAAUUAAGUGCUUUCCACUUUGAUUUCCUAAUAAAGGGUGUCAGAAAUUUCUCCUUUCUGACAGGCCUUUUAUAGGCCAUUUGCAAUAUAGAA